AUGGCUCCUUUGAAGAUUCUGCUGCUGACAGUUAUUUCUCUCCUCGUCGCUUCGGGAUCUCAGGGCGCCUCACCCGACACGGGACUACCACUCAAUCAGCACUCUGACUCCACCAAGAGGCUCCUGAGGACACACGACCGCUCAUACCGUGAUGGAAAUGACGAAGAGAGAGGUGUCACUGCCGGUUUAGAACAACUCUCAAAUUCCUUGAAGUCAACUACUACCAAGCGGCUCAAGACGUGGCUCGAGGCUGGAAAAUCCACCGAUGACGUCUUCAAGCUUCUAACGCUCGACAACAUAGCUGACGAUCUGCUAGCUAACCCGCAACUACAAGCCUGGAUUAACUACAUGAGGCUCUUCAACUCCAAGAAUCCUAAGCAACAAACUACUCUAAUCAAGACACUCACGUCGCACUACGGCGACGACGGUGUGGCCAAGAUAAUCGAGACAGCGAAGCAGGUCCCUGCGACUGCGACUGUCGCCAAACGCCUACAGACAGAGCAGAUCCAGCGCUGGAUCACUCAGGAUAUAUCCCCAGACGACGUGUUCAAGUUGCUGAAGCUUAAUAAGGCGGGAGACAAGCUUUUCGAACAGCCUCAAGUGGUCACCUGGGCAAAGUACUUGGACGAUUUCAACAAGGUGCACCCUGACCAAAAAACAACUCUCAUCUCCACGUUGACAAAAUACGAUGAACAAACCAUGGUGGAUAUGCUGGUCGCUGCGCAUAAGGUCCCAACUACGGAGCAAAUUGCAGUGCGAAUCGAAGCAGACUUGACUAACGCAUGGCUUACGAAGCAGAAGUCCCCCACUGAUAUAUUCAAGAUGCUGAAGCUGAAUACGGAAGGUGACACUCUUCUGGAGAACUCACUGUUUAUCGCGUGGACGAAGUACACGGACUAUUACAACUUAAUGUACCACAAGGAGACUAUACCUGUGAUUUCGACCUUGACAAAGUAUUUUUCGAAUAAAAAUCUGGCAAGCAUGCUCGUUGCUGCAAGCAAAAACCCGAACUCAGAGGAUCUAGCGACGCAAUUGCAACGGGAUUUACUUAAGUAUUGGUUAAGCGAGGGGAAUGCACCAAGCUACGUUUUCAGACGAUUGCAGCUUGAAAAAACAGGGGAAAAGUUGUUCGACAGUCCCAUUCUCAACACCUGGGUGCUGUACGUCGAAUACUUCAGAAAGGAAAACCCCACGCGAAAAGUGAACAUGCUCUCGAUAUUGAAGGAGCACUACAAACACGAUGGUGUUCUAGCAAAUAUGCUGGUGGAGGCAACAAAGGUCGACAGCACUCAGAAAAUCGCUGCUAACUUACUGGAUUCUCUCACUCUCCGUUGGAUGUACAACAAGAAACCCCCAACCUCUGUCUACAAAUGGCUUCGAGUUCAAGACCGACCAGAAGACACGGCGGUUUGGAGGAUUUACAGUAACUACGACGAGUUGUACAAGUUAAAAUAUGCAGCUUGA
Molecule: messenger RNA, 1464 nt
Organism: Phytophthora nicotianae INRA-310
Lineage: Eukaryota; Oomycota; Peronosporomycetes; Peronosporales; Peronosporaceae
Exons: 1
Coding region: 1-1464 (487 amino acids)
Source: RefSeq, a predicted model, not a curated record